AUUGAUUUAAAAAAUUGACUAUGUAGUAACUCCCUCUUUUUUAUGCCAUUAUGAUUAUUAUUAAAUCUAUUUGAUGGAUCUUCUAUUUAUGCUACAAUUACAGGGGGUUGACAGAUAUGAGGUGCAUAAUUUUUGUGCAAAGGGUCAUUACAGCCAUUGUCCUUCAGGAUUUAUUGAAUACCUUGCUUCCAAAAUACAAUAGCUGGAAGACUAAAUUCAUUGCAGGACACAAUUUUGGUUUGCAAAAUCAGUCAAGGAGAAAACAAAAUGGAAUUGUGGAAGAGUUUCGAAUGGGAUUGGUCAACAUCAUUGUUGCAACAUCAAUUCUCGAAGAGGGUUUAGAUGUUCAAAGUUGCAAUUUAGUUAUUAGAUUUGAUCCAUCUCCCACAGUGUGCAGUUUCAUACAGUCCCGGGGACGUGCCAGAAUGCAAAAUUCAGAUUACAUAUUAAUGGUUAAGAGUGGGGAUUCAGUUACUUGUUCUCGACUAGAAAAAUACCUUGCAAGUGGGGAUAUUAUGAGGAAGGAGUCGUUGCGUCAUUCUUCCCUUCCAUGUGAUCUUUUUGAAGGUGAUGAAUUUGAUGAGGAAACUUACCGUGUUGCAAGCACUGAAGCCUUUGCAAAUCUUAGUUCUAGUAUUGGUUUAAUACACUUGUAUUGCUCACGGCUUCCUUCAGAUGGUUCUUCAUCAUUUAUCCUAUCUAGAUUAAACUCUUAGGUACUUUAAACCGACUCCAAGGUGGGACAAAGUGACCGGAACAUUGUAUCUACCCAAGAACUGCCCUCUACAGCCUAUUCAUGUAGAAGGUGACAAA
This is a messenger RNA of Cajanus cajan (pigeon pea), 813 nucleotides long. NCBI's taxonomy places the organism in Eukaryota, Viridiplantae, Streptophyta, Magnoliopsida, Fabales, Fabaceae. The record is from RefSeq and is a predicted model, not a curated record.